Messenger RNA from Lingula anatina, 1455 nucleotides. RefSeq lists its product as uncharacterized. Gene Ontology annotation, cellular component: nucleus. Lineage: Eukaryota; Metazoa; Brachiopoda; Lingulata; Lingulida; Lingulidae. The record is from RefSeq and is a predicted model, not a curated record.
UUUAGAGUCAUUACUUUUGCACCUUAAAAACGAGAAAGUGCAUUUUUUUAGAAAGUUGGUCCAACAUAAUAGUAGUCUUCCAGAGGCAACUCGGCUAAGGAUUACAGAGGGGUAUCGUGGAGCAGUUCGGGACAAUGUGAGGGCAACACAGAGAAACCUUGGUUAUGAAGACAUGGCAAAAUAUGUGAUAAUGCGACCAAAGAGGAAGUCAUCAGGCCACACAGAUUUCAGAGUUCAUGUCUUACAGCUGAAAUUGAAUGAUUUCACAGACCCUGACAGAGUUAUUCGUCUAGGUCUCACUGAGCGUAUGCAGCCUCACAUGCAUGUGAUGGCUGACCUACAGUCACUGUUUACAUCCAGACAAGAGAACAUUUCAGAGGAACGCCAGCAAAUUUAUGAUCUCUCAGAAUGUUCUUGCAUCAAACAAUGGCUCCUUGCUGAAACUGAUAGCAAAUUCCAGGUCAUUUGCUAUCCACAAGAAGUUGUUUUACAAGAUGGUGAGAAGGUCUGUGUCGUCAGUAUGCUGAAGUCAAAACUGAGAGCUUUGUCAAAUGUAAACUCCUUUCAGAACAUUCUGUUUCUGCUGGGCCCUGUAGACAAAGAGGUUAUCAACUAUGCAGUAUACUGCAGGAAGGUCCUGAGGAUGGUAUUGCAGAAAUGUACACCCUCCACCACCACCUCCAACACCACCCCUGCAACCACAUCGAUCUAUUGUGUCAUUGACAUUAGUGGACCAGGCUGUCACCAUUUGAGAGAUGAAAUCCUUCCAGUUCUCAGGGAAGAUGCUCGACAAUUCUCAUUCCUCACUUGGUCAAAUCCAGAACAGGCACCUGUGUCUUGUCUUAUUGUGAAGGUUGUCAGGAAAAAAGAAGCAAUAGAUUCCCAUGUGUUGAAUACUGACAAACCUGAACAGACUGCCAGGAAGAGACUACACCUAGGGGGUUCUUCUGAGAAGCCAACAAAGAAAAAGCACAAGAUGUAACAUUUUUUAUGUCAUUAAUAAGAAGGCUUUGCUGGUAAAGUUGGAUUCUCAAUCAGACAUGAUAAUGAGAAUUUGGAUGGUAUGGUAUGGUAACUGUGUAAAACAACAUGAACUGCCACAGUGGCAUUGAUAGGUGUCAACACGCUGAUUGUCACUUCUCAUGGAAGAGAAAAAUAGUAGUAAAAAAAUCUGAUGUCCUUCUCAUGGUAGGUUGAACAGAAUUAUAUAAUACUUCAUCUUUUGUAUUUUGUUUUAUCCAAUCAGACAAUAUAGUACAAUUUUCUUUGUCUAAUUUUGUUUAAAAGCAUUGUCUUUUAUGUCUAUGUUCUCAGAAAGCUACAGUUUUGAUGAAACUUUUGUCACCUGGUUUUGAAAUCAUAUCUUUAUUUUCUGAUUUUUUUACCUUAGCAAUGUUUUGAUAGGCAUUCUUUUAACCUUUUUCUUAUUGUAUAAAAAAUUACCUUUUUGUAGCA